GUUCUUCUUUCUCUCUCUCUUUCUCUCUCUCUCUUUCUCUCCCCUCUCAUAUUUCUGGAGGAGGACGGGAACCUGAGGAAGUGAACAAUAAAAAGAUUGAUAAAGAAGUGUAGAUAAAAAAAUGAAUGGAAGAGAGAAAGAGGAAGAGAAGGGUGAUUAGCCCUCCCUACUGCUCCUGUGGUUGCCAUGCCGGCGGAUGAGGGGAGGAGCAGAUCACUUGAGGGAGGGAGGGAAAGAAGGAAAAAAGGAGGGAGGGACAGAGAGACGGAUGGGCUGGUUCGUGUUUCAGCAGAGUGGUUGGGGUUGGGUGUAAUUCUAACCCUACACAUACACACACAGUUUCAGCACUUCGGCACACACACAGUGUCUCACUCUUGGACUGGACACCAAUAAUAGAAGGAAACCCUGGCCAACACACACUCACAACUCCAGUCUGCUCGUCGGCCCGUGCGUUCACCAGUCCAUCUGUGAGGCAGGUGAGAGAAUCCCUCCCUGCUUUCCUCUCUCGUUUGCAGUGUGGAAGUUGUGAUGGUCCCAUUCAGCGUUUCCUCCACAACAGCCUGGAUCUCGGAGACCUUCUGGGCUCCCGGCGUGUAAAUAUAGCAGAGGAACACGCAUACGCUAAGCAAGACGCCACACACACACACUCACACACACUCACAAACACACACCCUCGCUGUUGCUGCUGAGGAGUCUGGGGAGAAGCAGAGUGGAGCAGUCAGCCGUUGGAGCUUCCAAGCAGUGACGACUUUUCGUGGGGACAACUCGGACAGACGAGACUCGGGUACCAUUGGCCGUGUGUGUGUGUGUGUGUAACUUCAGCAGCCUGGGAAUGGAUGUGGGGAUGCUGAGACCUCAGGACUCUGGGUAGACCGUCAGUCAGCCUGACUGGGAGCGUCAGCUGUGUGUGCAGAUAAACACCAUAAACAACGAUAACAGAUUGUUGGCUGGUUGUUACUGGAUGAUUCCAGCCAAUCAUCACAAAAAAAGACCUUUCCUGCUUCGCCAUACGCCCCUGGGGAUUGCCACAGCCUCUGGUGUGUGUGUGUGUGUGUGUGUGUGUGUGUGUGUGCGCACGCCGUUAAGGAACAGUGAUUUUCCAGAUCGCUGGAUUGUCUAAUUGCCACUUUGGAUUUGGGAAUCACACCCUUGGUUUGGGAGCACAAAGAAGCGAGAGGGAGGAGAGAAGGGUUAUUCUGGUCUAGUGGAUGGAAGAGAGGAGGGAGAGGAGGGCGGAAGUUGGAUAGUCUGACUGGGUCGGCGUGAUGGUCGGUAACGGGGACAAAGGAAAUGAGGAAAGGAGAGAGAGGACUAAACCUGUUCUGCCACGGCCGGUUCCACCCUGAACGCUUUGGAUAACCAGGAACCUUCGGACGGUUUCCUCCGGAGCGGAGAAUAGUUUCUGUCUGCAGCUUCUGCAACCCGUGGAGAUCAUUGACUUCACUGUUUAAACCUGGAACUUCCCCGUUCUCUUCGUUCCUCCACGACAUAAAACUGGCCGCCGAUUUCUUUCCCCCUCGACGGGCCCGUCUUUAAAAAAAAAUCCAACCUGUUUCCCGAUCCUCUCUUCGCGCUCCACUCUUCCUCCGCUUCUGAGUCGAGAUGCGGAGAGAGCGGCGUUCCGGGUCCUUCCGGAAGGAGAAGCCCUCGGGCCUCCCCCGAGCCCUCAGCUGGCUCAGCGUGUCCUCCCUGUCCCGCCAGACCAGGCGCAUCUUCCGCGGCCAGGGAGAGCUGUGCGCCCACGCCCGCUCGCGCUCACACACACACCUGCACCCUGGCGAGGGGCAGCAGGAUGACGAUGAAGACUGGGUGUAUGAGCCCCAGCACCGCACAGCCGUGUCUAACCUGGAUGAGGAGAGCAAGUGGACGGUCCACUACACGGCCCCCUGGCACCAGCAGGAGAACGUCUUCCUCCCUGGCAGCAGACCGCCGUGCGUGGAGGACCUGCACCGCCAGGCCAAGGUCAACCUCAAGACCGCGCUGAGAGAGUGUGACAAGCUGAGAAAGGAUGGUUUCAGGAGCUCCCAGUACUACUCCCAGGGCCCCACCUUCGCUGGGCCUGAGCCCCCCCACGGCGCCCUGCAGGACGACGAGGACGACAACGACAAGAAGUCCACGGCCUCGUCGGCGGAGGACGACAAGUCCCUCUUCUGCAUGACGCCUCAGACCGCCCUGGAAGGGGAGGGGCCCGAGGCUGACGGACAGGUGGUGUGGACCAAGGCCCUGCCCCUUCCCACACCCGAGGAGAAGAUGAGACAGGUGGCCCAGGCCGUGCCCACAGACAUCAUCCCCAUCAACGUCACAGGGGCAACGUUUGACCGGCAGGCCAGCAUCCGCCGCUCCCUUAUUAACACUGACACGAUCUCCCGCCGGCCCAAGAAGGUCAAACGCAGAAAGACUAUUUCAGGGGUGCCCGACAACGUCAACCAGGAACUAGCGGCGAAAGGGAGAGGCGGCGACCUCCGGCCCCAUUCCAUGUUCAUCCCGGGCCAGUACUCGACGCUGGGACGGGUCGGGAGCGUCAACUCCUCGCUCCGCCGCUCCGACACCCGGGAGUCCGGCUGCCAGACCGAGGAGGUGAAGAUCGUCCCUCCGUCCAUGCGGAGGAUCCGCGCUCAGAGAGGACAGGGCAUCGCCGCCCAGAUGGCCGGGAUUUCCACUUCCUCCUCGACAGGAAAUAUGUCCAUCUCCAGCGGGGACAUCUCAGGGGUGCUGGUCCUGCCCCCCCAUCUAAGCGGAGAUGCCCAGAGGUUUCACAGCCUCCCCCGCCCGGGCGCCCGGGUCUCCUUAAGCGCCGACCCCAUCUACAGUAGCACCCCCAUCAGGCCGGAGGUCCACGCUGCAGCCCAGAGGCAGAUUGGCAAGCUCCAGGUGGACGACACCGUGGUCCAUCUGAGGAAUGCCCCCAGGACAGGCACUCUUCCCCGGCCACGGUCCCAGGAGGUGAGGGGGUCCCAGACAGGGGAGUGGGGAGGGGGUCCAGCCUGCAUGGUGUCCCCCCACGCCGCCUACUCCACCUCCGUUAUCCCCAACGCCACCAUGACCUGCUCAGCCGAGGUCAUCACCCUUCGCCACUCCCCCGGCCAGCCCGCCCAGUCCCCCAGCCCCAGGCCUCUCAGCCUGGCCUCCAACGCUGACUCUCUGGCCACCUGCCCAGUCCUCGCCCCCACCACCCCCAGCGAAUCAGGACGCUCCGACAGCAGCGUGCACAGCGCCAGCACCGUUGCGGCCACACCUCCGCCCCCGGCCGACGACCAGUGGAUCUACGACACGCCUGAGAACGUGCUCACGCCUCGCCGGCCUUUGACCUCCAGCUGCUCCACCCCCAUCAACCACCUGUACAGUAGCUUGGAGCGCUCGUCUCGUACCACCACAACCACCGACUCCAGCUCCCUCUACUCCCAGGACAACGACGGCUACUACACCUCCAUGCACCUGGACUCCGGCCUGCGCUCGCGGAACCACGGCAGCGGCCAGGGUCACGGGCUCGCCGGCGGCCGGGCUAGCAGACACAGCAUGUACGAGUGCCGCGAGCUAGCCCACCAGGACGAGGGAGGCAGCCUGUACAGCGACCGCUCGCUCUCCCGCAGCAUCUCCCUGCGCAAGGCCAAGAAGCCGCCGCUGCCCCCGGCCCGCACCGACUCCCUCAGGCGCAAGCCGGGCGGCAAGAAGCCACUGGGCGCCGUCAGCGCCAUUAGCGGAGUUGGCGCGGGAACGAACAGCGCGGUGCUGAACGAGACGCUAAUCGCCAGCCUGCAGCAGAGCCUCCAAAUGGGGCUCCGGGGGGGGAAGGGCAAGGGAGCGUCCCCCUCGCACAGCCCCUGCAGUGACUACGACGACCCCUGGGUGCUCCGCCCGCGGAGCCAGAGCAGCGUGAGCGUGGCCAGCUCGGCAGCCUCGCUAGCGUUUAACGCGAACGGGGCCGCGGUGGCUAGCGUCUACUCCCUCUGCCACGUGACGCCAGCCCAGAGCGACACAAGCAGCCUGCGCUCCGACUACGCCGAGUCCUGGAUGUACUACAUGGACUACCCCCGCAACCAUGGAGAGCAGGGGCCGCACUCCCCCUCCAGGCACGCGUCCGCGGCGGCAAACAGCGCCCACCCGGGGGCUCUUCAGAACGGAGGCGUGGGGCUCCACAACCACAGCAGCAGCCAGGGCUCAGCCGCUCCAGGCCAGGAGGGAGGGGUGGCGGUCAAGCCCAAAACCGCCACCUCGUCCCCGGACCGGGUUCACAGGCUGACCUCGCCCUCCAGCGGCUACUCCAGCCAGUCCAACACCCCCACAGCAGGCACGCCCGUGCCCUCCUUCAUGAGGUCCACGUCCCCGUCCGGCGGGCGGCCCAAGCCCAAAGUGCCUGAGCGCAAGUCCUCGCUCCUCUCCUCCGUGUCCAUCUCCUCCUCCUCCACCUCGCUCUCCUCCAACGCCUCCGACUCUCUCAAGAGCCCCGGCCCGGCCCCCCCACCCCCUCCGCCCCUGCCACUCUCCUCCGCACCCCAGACCCCCAUCUCCACGCCCCCCCCUUUCCCCCCCCCUCUCCCCCCUUACUGUAGCCCCGGCUCCCCCCCUCUGCCCCCCGCGCCUCCGCUGCCCACGACCCCCGAAGGCACCCCGAUGAGCCCCCCUCCCUACUCCACGUCUCCAGACUUCCCUCCCCCUCCCCCCCCAGAGUCCCUUGUGCGCCCGAGCAUCUCCUUCAAUGGCUGUCCCCCCAACCAGCCCCCGCCACCGCCUCCCUUCCCCUCCCUGGCCCUGUGCCCUCCUCCCCCUCCUCCCCUGGCCCCAGCUCCAGCUGCACCCACCGCCACCCCCUUCAGCCUGAAAGCAGCGAAGGAUGCUCUCAGACCUGCCAGACCGGCCAGCCCCGCCGGCGCCACCAGCCCCGUCAAGGAGGCCGGCCAGCCCUCCAAGCCCCUGGUCACCCCCUUCGCCCUUCAGAGUGUCCAGCUGCGCUCAGUCAGGAAGCCAGAGCAGCUGGUCAGCAGCCCAGAUCAGCCCAGCGCUGAGGGGGCAGGAGGGGAGAACAUCUGGACCCAAAAGCCCCCGACUCCAGAGAAGUGUAGGAGGCCACAGCUGCCCUCUGUCCUCCCCCUGCUCAACUGUUCUUCUCCAGAAGAAAACACCCACAGGUCGGUGUCCGCGUCUCCUGUCACGGAGCUCUUUGAGGAGCUGUCCCUGAACCGCAGUAACACCGAGGUGCAGCCAGAGGACGCUACCCUCAAUGGUAAACACCAGGAACCCAGUCACUGCCUCUCAAAUGGCACGAGCGACGACCAGGACAGCCAGCAGCCCCGUUUCCAGAGCCCUCCGGAGACCCCCAAAAGCUCCCCGGCAAAACAGAAGCCCCCCGCCAUCUCCAAGAAACCCAAAUUCUCCCCGCUUGGCCCCCUACUGGCUCCCCAGCCUGUUCCUAAGGAGAGUCCCAUUGACACCCCCAGCACAGGAAGCCUUCUGGAGGGGACCCGCACCCCUUCUCCCAUAAUAGGGGACCAGGUAGAUGCUGGAGAGAGACAAAAAGAGGAAAAAACAAAGGGAAGUGAGGCAGGGGAAAGGGUGGAGGAGGAGGAGGAGGAGGAAGAGGAGGAAGACAAUGAGAAAGAGGAGGAUCAAACCUCUGGGAGUUCAGAGGCUCUGACAGAGAACAGUGAUCCUACGGAGCCGCAGGAAGAGUCCCAGUCCCAGGACUUCCUUCCCCAGGAGACGAGCUCCGACCAGGGGCAUGGAGACGACACAAAUGCUGGAGGGGAGGAGGAGGAGGAGAGGGAGGAGGACGAGGAGGAGGACGAGGACUGCGCCAGCAGCACCACAGGGUCGGUCAGCUCCAAGGAUGAUGACAACGGUGAAGUGUUUGACCCCAGGACGGCUGACUCUCCACUGGCCCCCACCACGAACGGGGUCCGCCCGGGGGACAUGGUGACCCCCACACGCCCGCGCACCACUGAGGACCUCUUUGCUGCCAUCCACAGGUCCAAAAGGAAGGUUUUGGGUCGUAAGGAGUCGUCAGAGGACGACAAGUCCCAGGGCCACAGCCCGUCGCCCCCCGUCACCCCCACGGGGAUGACCUCCCCCAGCCUGGCGGCCUCCCUCCCCCGCCCGUCGGGCUCCAUCCAGAGGAACCUGCGCAAGUCGGCCACCAGCAGCGACACGUUCAAGGCCCUGCUCCUGAAGAAGGGCAGCCGCUCCGAGACCAGCUUCCGCAUGUCCGCCGCCGAGAUGCUGCGCUCCACCGACCCCCGCUUCCAGCGCACGCGCUCCGAGUCCUCUCUGGACCCGCCCUCCUCGCCCACCGGCCCGCUCAGCCCCUGCUCCUCGCCGGGCCACGGCAAAAGGGCCGCGGAGGAGUGGAACCGCGGCGAGGGCCUCGCCCUCUCCGCGCCCUCGUCCCCUUCCUCGCCCAUGUCCUUCGGCGGGAUGAGGUACGGACGCUCGCGCACGCCGCCCUCUGCCGCCAGCAGCAAGUACAACGCCCGCAACCGCCUCCUCAGCAGCCCCAUGACGGUGAUCUGCGAGCGCGAGGGCGAGCUGGCCGAGAGCGAGUACGCAGACAGUCCGGCCUGCCGGCUCAGCCCCCUGCUGCACAACUCCUACAACGGCACUUUAUCGGAGGAGGGCAGCAGUUAGAGGGCAGGCCCACCGCCGCCCCACAUCUGGGGAUCUGAACUCAUUCGCUGUCGAGUGGGAGGGGGAGGAGCCGAAAGCGGGGGGGGCCUCUCCUCAGACUGUGAAGCCCUUGCGCCCGCCCCGCCUGGUUCCAAGUCCAGUUGGGUUCUGGACCCGUGGACGCAGACCUUGGAGGCUCGGGAGCCCUCAGAAACUGGGCCGGGGCUGGACUCAAGUCUGAAGUGGAGGCCAGUUCACCUGCAGCUUUUUUCCACUACUUUUUCUUUCCGUUGGGGUCUCUACAAUUUCAUUUCUGCUUCUUUUCGUCACUCUUUUGUGUUACAAACAGUAAUCGUAGACCUUCUCCAAAGCCUGGGGUUCUUGGUUUGUUUUCACCUUUUGAUUUUGUUCUCCUGUUAGAGAUGUGGUGGUUCUGCUGAGUGAAUGCAGGUGGUCCUUUAGGUUUUAGAAGGUUUCUCCAAGGACUGGGACAAAGCGAAAGUGAAAUGAAGGACUUUUAUUUUUUCGCUGCAGUGGUGCUCCUAGCUUGGCAGUCUGACAGAGUGGUCAGUUAUUUGAAAGUGUACUAAGGGGCUUGCUGUAAAAAAAAGCCUUGUAGUUCUGCUCAUUGCUUCUCUCUGCUUAGUUCUAGAGUGUUCUAGAACACCGUGGCUUGCCAGUCUACUGUAGAAGGUAGAAGAUUUUAAAAAACACUGGGCGGAACGCAAUGGUACAUCAGCAAGGGUUCCAGGAAACUGCUCCAGCUACAGUCCUCAUCAGGUUUCAAAACGUUGAAGUUAGUGGUUAAGUUUGCAGGUCUGCAGUUCUUCAGUGGUCAAGGGAAAGUGCAGAGGGGCUAAGAGUGGCAGUGGGGGUGGACAGGUGAAGGCAUACAAGGACAGGCCUACAUUGACAUAGACAAACGUUGCAUUUUCAGUGAAGGUUUGGAAGACCUUUGGUGUUUGAAUUUUUAGUUUGUAGAUUUUGCACUGUCUAUUUGUGUUUUUCUUUCUCUGUUUGUUGUGAUAUUUUAAAAACCACGUGUUAGAAAUUGUUUUAUUAAGGCUGUCUUAAGUCAACCAUUUGGAAAUUAAGAAGGAAUCUUAAAAAGUAAACAGAAAAUAUAUUUGUUUAUUUGCUGUCCUGUUUUGUUUGUGAUCAUUGUGGUUACCAAAGAAUUUAACCAUUAAAUGUAGCCUGAUAUCCUGAAAUGGACACAAUC
Hypomesus transpacificus is the source of this 7819-nucleotide messenger RNA. RefSeq names its product NHS-like 1b (gene nhsl1b). The transcript is spliced from 8 exons. The coding region runs from base 1603 to 6618 and encodes 1671 amino acids. Gene Ontology annotation, biological process: cell differentiation. The record is from RefSeq and is a predicted model, not a curated record. Lineage: Eukaryota; Metazoa; Chordata; Actinopteri; Osmeriformes; Osmeridae.